AUGGCGGCUGCUGCUGCAUCCGCUGCUGCGCUCGAUCCGAGCAACAGCACGAAAAACACUUUGAAGCUCGAAAAUACCGAGAAACGUGACACUCUGAUUGCCAUCGAGAAGAAGUACCAAGCACAAUGGAAGGAGAACAGAGUCUUCGAGGCCGAUGCCCCGUCAUUCGAAGAAGUCCCUCAAGGCUCCAUGACCGCUUCUGAGCUGCGUGAGAAACACCCCAAGUUCUUCGGUACCAUGGCGUAUCCUUACAUGAACGGUACUUUGCACGCCGGCCACAGCUUCACUGCUAGUAAGGUCGAGUUCAUGACUGGUGUCGCUCGUAUGGAGGGCAAGCGUGCGCUGUUCCCCCUCGGCUUCCACUGCACCGGUAUGCCCAUCAAGGCUUGUGCCGACAAGCUGCGCGACGAAGUGAAGAUGUUUGGUCAGAACUUCGAAGGUUACAAGGAGGAGGAUGAGGCGAGCGCUCCCGCUGCGCCCACGCAAGAGUCCAAGCCCGAAGCCAAGGCUCAGGCCGAGAAGUUCUCUGGAAAGAAGAGCAAGGCCGCCGCUAAGACCGUGAAGAUGAAGUAUCAAUUCCAGAUCAUGUUGGCGAUCGGUGUCCCCCUUGAGGAUAUUCACAAGUUCGCCGAUGCCAACCAUUGGCUGCACCACUUCCCCCCUCUCGCCAUUCGCGACCUGGACAGCAUGGGUGCCCGUGUCGACUGGCGCCGCCAAUUUGUCACAACCGACGCCAACCCUUACUAUGACGCCUUCGUCCGCUGGCAGAUGAAUCGUCUCCGCGAGCUCGGAAAAAUCAUGUACGGCAACCGUUACACUAUCUACUCUCCCAAGGAUGGUCAGCCUUGCAUGGACCACGACCGCACAGAAGGUGAAGGAAUUGGCCCUCAGGAGUACACUGCUUUGAAGCUGCAGGUCAAGGAGUGGGCCCCCGAGAUUGCUCAACUCGUAAAGGGCAAGAUCGAGGACGACGCCAAGGUCUUCUUCGUCCCUGCUACUCUCCGUCCCGAAACCAUGUACGGCCAAACCAACUGUUUCGUUGGCCCCAAGAUCAACUACGGUCUAUUCAAGUUGAAGGAGAAGGAAUAUGUUAUUGUCACCAAGCGUGCUGCUUGGAACAUGGCUUUCCAGGGCCACUUCUUCCAGGACGGCUACUUCCCCAAGUCCCAGGAUGAGCUUCCUCUCGUUCUCGAGGCUCCUGGCUCUUCGUUCGUUGGUACUCUUAUCAACGCCCCUCUUUCAUUCCAUAAGGAUGGUGUCUAUAUUCUGCCCAUGGAGAGUGUCUCUGCUUCAAAGGGAACCGGUGUCGUCACCUCAGUUCCCUCCGACAGCCCCGACGACUAUGCCACCCUUAUGGACUUGAUUAAGAAGGCCGAUUACUAUGGUAUUAAGAAAGAGUGGGCUGAUAAGGAGAUUUUCCCUCUGAUCGACACCCCAACUUACGGCAACUUGACUGCUCCUGCUUUGAUCAAACAGCUCAAAAUCAACUCGCCCAAGGAUGUCACUCAGCUGGCUGAGGCCAAGGAUCUUGCCUACACCGAGGGCUUCUACAAGGGAACUCUGAUCGUGGGUGAAUUCAAGGGUGAGCCUGUCAGCGUUGCUAAGGACAAGGUCCGUCAAUCGCUGUACCAAAGUGGGGAUGCCUUCCCCUUCGCCGAUCCCAUGGGCAAGGUUGUUUCUCGCUCCGGUGACGAGUGUGUGGUGGCCUAUCUCGGCCAAUGGUUCCUGAACUACGGUGAGAAUGAUGAGCAGUGGCAAAAGGAGACCCUGGACCACGUUGUCAACAAGCUCAACGCCUAUGCCCCUGAAACCAAGAACGGCUUCGAGAAGAACUUGUCAUGGCUGAACCGUUGGGCCUGUGCCCGCACCUACGGCCUAGGUUCCAAGCUCCCCUGGGACACUCAGUUCUUGGUCGAGUCCCUGAGUGAUAGCACUGUUUACAUGGCUUACUAUACCAUCGCUCACCUUCUCCACGGUGAUCGAUACGGUAAGACCACUGGUCCCCUGAACGUCACCGCCGACCAGAUGACGGAUGAAGUCUGGGACUACGUCUUCACCCGUCGCGAGCUCAGCGACGACCUGAUCACCCAGUCCGGUAUUGACAAGGACGCCUUGCUGAAGAUGCGCCGUGAAUUCGAGUACUGGUAUCCCCUUGAUGUCCGUGUUUCAGGCAAGGAUCUGAUCCAGAACCAUCUUACUUUCUUCCUUUACAUUCACAUCGCGCUGUUCCCAGCCGAGUAUUGGCCUCGUGGAGUCCGUGCCAAUGGUCAUCUGUUGCUCAACGGCGAGAAAAUGAGUAAGAGUACUGGUAACUUCCUUACCUUGAAGGAUGCCGUUGAUAAGUUCGGUGCCGACGCAACCCGAAUUGCCUUUGCCGAUGCUGGUGAUGGCAUUGAGGAUGCCAACUUUGAGGAGGCUGUUGCCAACAGUAACAUCUUGCGUCUCUUCACCCUGAAGGAAUGGAUCGAGGAGGUCGUCAAGGACUCCUCCCUCCGCACUGGUGCAGCUGAUGCCUACUGCGACGAGUUGUUUGACAACGAGAUGAACAGCCUCGUCCGUGAGGCUCAGAAGCACUACCAGGACACAAACUUCAAGCUUGCUCUGAAGUCCGGUCUGUACGAUUUCACUGCCGCUCGUGACACUUACCGCGAGGCCGCCACCGCUGCUGGUUGUGGUAUGCACCGUGACACCAUCCUCCGCUACAUCGAGUUGCAGGCGUUGAUGCUGGCCCCGAUUGCUCCUCACUGGGCUGAGCAUGUGUGGCUGGAGGUCCUGAAGAAGUCCGAGUCCAUCCACUUUGCUAGAUUCCCUACCGUUCCCGAGCCCAAGCUAGAGCUCACUGCUGCUCAAAGCUACGUCCGCAGCACCUCUUCCAGCAUUCUGUCAUCAGAGGCUCAGUUCGUUAAGCGUCUGUCAAAGGGCAAGGCGUCAAACUUUGACCCCCGCAAGCCUAAGAAGCUUACUAUCUACUAUGCCGAGAACUUCCCUGCCUGGCAAGAGAAGUACAUCGACCUCGUGCGCGAGGCUUUCGACGCCAUGACUGUCUCAAUCAAUGACAAGGAGCUCAAUGCCAAGGUUGGCAAGUUGGGCGAGAUGAAGAAGGCCAUGCCUUUCGUUCAAACUCUGAAGCGCCGCCUCGUGGGUAGCCGCGAGGACCCGGAGCUCGUCUUCGGCCGCAAGCUGCCUUUCGAUGAGCUCAAGUACUUGACUGCCAUGAUUCCUGGUCUGCAGCGAACCUCUGGUUAUAAGCAGGUUGAGGUGAUCAAGGUUCAUGAGGGUGGCAAGACCGGUGAGGUCGUUGGAACUGGUGAGACCCGCGAGGGUUUGAACGCCGAACACGCUGUCCCCGGCCAGCCCGCAUUCAUGUUCGCCAACGUCGACUGA
This is a messenger RNA of Penicillium diatomitis, 3384 nucleotides long. Its product is annotated as leucine--tRNA ligase CDC60. Gene Ontology annotation, molecular function: leucine-tRNA ligase activity; aminoacyl-tRNA deacylase activity; ATP binding. Gene Ontology annotation, biological process: leucyl-tRNA aminoacylation. The record is from RefSeq and is a predicted model, not a curated record. The transcript has 4 exons. NCBI's taxonomy places the organism in Eukaryota, Fungi, Ascomycota, Eurotiomycetes, Eurotiales, Aspergillaceae. The coding region runs from base 1 to 3384 and encodes 1127 amino acids.